This is a messenger RNA of Oncorhynchus keta (chum salmon), 845 nucleotides long. RefSeq names its product nuclear factor 1 X-type-like. Gene Ontology annotation, biological process: regulation of transcription by RNA polymerase II. NCBI's taxonomy places the organism in Eukaryota, Metazoa, Chordata, Actinopteri, Salmoniformes, Salmonidae. Gene Ontology annotation, cellular component: nucleus. Gene Ontology annotation, molecular function: RNA polymerase II cis-regulatory region sequence-specific DNA binding; DNA-binding transcription factor activity, RNA polymerase II-specific. The transcript has 8 exons. The record is from RefSeq and is a predicted model, not a curated record. The annotation marks the transcript as partial.
UACUACAACAUCAACCAGGUGGCUCUGGGGCGACGCUCCCUCGCAUCCCCCCUUCCACCAGCUCUAACAAGAGGAAGUCGUUAGACGACAGUGAGCUGGAGAGCCCCACGGACGACGUCUUCUACCCCGGACGCUCCCCAGCCGCAGGCUCCUCCCAGUCCAGCGGCUGGCCCAACGACAUGGAUGCAGGUGGAGACCUUCAUUCCCCAUCCCCAAGCUCACACCAUGUUGACCGUCACCUGAUAAUGCAGCACCAUUUGGCCAGUGUGCAGGAGAGGAAGAUAAAACAUGAACAUGAUGGAGUGCAGUUUCCUUACCAUGGACUGUCCUCGCCUGGUUCUCUUAAGAAGCCGGGGAAGUUUGAUUUCAACGCCCUGUCGCCCCAGACGAGGUCCCCCCGCAUGACGUUCACACACCACCCGCUGCCCGUGCUGGCAGGAGUGAGACCAGGGAGUCCCCGUGCCUCAGCGUCAGCUCUCCACUUCCCCUCCUCCUCCAUCAUCCAGCAGUCCAGUCCCUACUUCACUCACCCCACCAUCCGCUACCACCACCACCAGGACCCGCUCAAGGAGUUUGUCCAAUUCGCCUGCGCCGACGGCUCGGGGCAGUCCGGGGGACAGCCUAACGGAGGUGGUCACAGCCAGAGCAAAAUGCCAGGCUCCUUCCUGCUGCCCCCGCCGCCCCCAGUGGCGCGCCCCGUGCCCUCCCCAUGCCCGAUUCUAAACCAAUCAACACACCCCGACGGCGGCGGACUCAGCUCGCCCGCAUCUCCGUCAUACUCCACGGCAGGCUCCACAGCUCCCAACAGGUUUGUCAGCAUCGGAGCACGGGACAACUUUCUGAAC